AUGGAGAUUGUUCAGCAGGAGGAGGCGACGGCAGACCGUUACUUGACCCACUGGGCACUACUUCCCGCGCUCCCUUCAGAGUCUAAGCUACAGGCAGUGCCUUCUGCUCCAGGCUCUGGCUCCUUAAACUUUGUUUUUGUGGUUAAGGACUUUCAGGUGUUGUGGGGUGCUGAUCAAGUUUUUCUGAACAUCCCUGGCUCUACGUCUUCUGCCACAAACAUCAGCAUAGCAGAAUCUGUCAGCCCUUUGUCCAUUGAGAGAGUAGAAAUGAACAUCCUAGAAAUAAACCAGGAAUUGCGCUCACAGCUGAAAAUGAGCGAACAGCAGUUCCGAGACCUCAAAGAGAAAUUUCUUGUCUCUGAAGCUUCUGCCAGCUACAGAAAUACAGAUCCUCUCUGCAAUGACCACAGCAGCAUUUCCAACCUCCCACCAAGACAGGUGUGUCUUUUCUUAGAGUGUGAGGAGCACAAAGGCAUCACAGAAUCUGAGCUGGGGGAGAAGAUGCAGUUCAAGGAGGAGAAGCUGGCAGAGAAGUCGACACAAGCUGAGGAGCUCAGGCGAUACAAAGCCCUAGUUCACUCUCAGGCAUCAGAGCUGACCCAGUUAAGGAAGAAGAAGUUAUGGGAAGGGAGAGAUGCCUCCCUCUUACUCAAUCAGCAUCUGAAGGCCCUUCUCACUGAUGAUGACCCUGACGACCACCAGGGGCAGGACCUCCGAGAGCAGCUGGCUGAGGGGUGCAGGCUGGCAGAGUGCCUUGUCUGCAAGCUCAGCCCAGAAAAUGAUGAAGUUGGAAAUGAAGAUGCUAAAGAUGAGAAAGUUGAAAAAGUCAAAAUCAAAAUGAUAAUGAGGAAGAGGAAGGGAAACAGCCAAUGUCCCCCAGAACUUGAACAUGACCAAGAGUAGGUGAAGGACCAAGACCCAUCAGGCCCUAGGCCCAGAAGGCAGCCGCUGGAGAUGGAAGAGCUCGAUGUCUCAGAGGACUCACUGGAUGAAAGUUACUUGACUCCUUCAAUUGAAUAUGACCUAUGUGACUGCCACCAGGUUUACAUAAGUAGCACCUUGUGCUCAUUGGAGGAACAGCUCGCCUGCUUUGCUAUGGAUGCAGUCUUUCCCACCCAGGAUGUCUGUCCUCAAGGGCCUUGGAGUGGAGACUUGAGCCACCGCCUGUCAGAGGUGCGAUCUUCACAUGCACACCUGGAGCCAAGCACCCUGGUGCUCAGUUGUAUGCAAUUGCAGCUGGAUCAACGGUUUGAUUAUGGCUAUGGCAUAGUCAGGUGGUGCCUUUCCUCUAUCACCCGGACCUUCACAGCCAAAUCUGAUUCUGGGAACCAAUGGCCCUUCCAAGAGCUGGUUUUGGAGCCUUGCCUUAGAAUGAAGAACCCUCCCCAACUGGAGGAUGAUGAUCUCGAAGGUCCAGCUGACAACAUGCAUGGGUGUCAAGUCAUUGGCCACAUUCAUGCCUCAAGUGUUCUGAAACAGAUUAUCAAAAAAAAACUGCUGUUGAGCAAGUUCAGACUGGCAUGCAGAUUCCCUUGCCUUCAAGCUUAAGCAAAUUCGAUGCCAUGACUAACAUGCAGGAGCAGCUGCGCCCCUCAAGAAGAUGCUGUGUACAUGUGUGAAGAAGCUGAAGGAGGAGAUAAAGCAGGAAUUGGAAGAAUAGCCAGUGACAAUGUCACACAAAGCCAGCAGUCACUGCGACCAAAAUUUACCCUUCCCUGCUGAGAAAAAUAAAAACUGGAAGGAGAAAAACAGAUUUUUAAUAUUCAUCUCUGGAGGCUAUGAAGUUUACAAGACAUAAGAAAGUUUUUCAUAUGGGCAUUGGAACCAUCUCUUCCACCACCAGACAGUCUCACUCUGUUGUCCAGGUUGGAGUGCAAUGGUGCAAUCAUGGGUCACUGCAGCCUCUACCUCCUGGGCUCGAGCAAUCCUCCUGCCUCAGCCUCCCAAGUAUCUGGGACUACAGAUUGCUGAGCCCAAAAGCAGUGAGGAUAAUGCGACUGGUUACAUUGUGCCUGACUCCCUGCAGACCUGCCCUCAUGAGGCAGUUAGGUGGAAUCCCCCAUACUGCAGUGCGUGAGGCCCGCUCUGCCCAAGACCACCACAGACAAACCGAGGAAGGAAGAGGAUAAUUACAGAGGUUCUGUGAGGGAGCUGUCCUUGGCCAAGAGGGAUGCUCCUUGCCUGGAAUGCUGCACUCUCACUACUUCCUGGGGGCAGACAUAGCCAAUGACUGAGGGACGGAAAUGUACAAAGGCUAGUCCUGUGUCUGAAGGUAGGACCACUCGGUGGAAUCAGUCUGAAGCAGAUUCCAGCUGAGACCACACCCUUGCUUAGCUACU
Messenger RNA from Symphalangus syndactylus (siamang), 2339 nucleotides. RefSeq names its product neuroblastoma breakpoint family member 6-like. The record is from RefSeq and is a predicted model, not a curated record. NCBI's taxonomy places the organism in Eukaryota, Metazoa, Chordata, Mammalia, Primates, Hylobatidae.